Messenger RNA from Paracoccidioides lutzii Pb01, 630 nucleotides. RefSeq lists its product as hypothetical. The record is from RefSeq and is a predicted model, not a curated record. Bases 1 to 630 code for a protein of 209 amino acids. The transcript has 2 exons.
AUGGACCAAGCUCUUGCCGCGGGUGGAGCAACGUAUCUGCUCUCCUUCACGCUGUAUUUUGAACUGAUUAUUUAUUCAGGGAGAAAUUUGCCUGAAUAUACGUCUGGUUUGAUCGAUACUGCAUUUUCUCGCAUCCCAAAUGAGCGGCCUAGCUUGAACGAUCAACUCCCAUUUCAUGGAACGAUCCAGGAGCACAUACGUCUAAUCAAUUCAUGUCGGGCAACUUUGCAAGUUUUAAUCAAGGAUUACCGGCCCGAACUUAUGAACUCAGGCAGCGAGCCAAUUACUGGAGUACUCAUCGACUCAGUUGGCCAUGCCGUCGUCGGCAUGUUCCUGAACCCCCCCCUGCAACUGGAAACAAAUUUCUGCGCAUCAGAUCUUUGCAGACGAACACAGAAUGAGAUCCUCGCAGCCUUUGAACAUGUUACCGAAUCUAAUUUUAGAUAUGGACGGUCGAGAGAGUCUGGACGGAGGAACUGUACCGAGAUGGGAAGGAAAAAAAGGAAAGAGGUGAAAGUGGAUGCCGUCGAUUUUGGAUACGGUUUGUCCUCGGAUUUUGCUGAUGGUGGGAACCGGUUUCUUGUUGCGACGAGACAAGAUUCUCAUAAUGGGUUCAACGGUUGGCGUUGA